Ciona intestinalis (vase tunicate) is the source of this 1027-nucleotide messenger RNA. Lineage: Eukaryota; Metazoa; Chordata; Ascidiacea; Phlebobranchia; Cionidae. The record is from RefSeq and is a predicted model, not a curated record.
AGGGUCAGAGUAAUUUAUAAAGUCAAAUCGUAAAUUCUACCAAAAUUUAGAAAAAUGUCAAAUGACUCCGGUGCAUCCAUGACUUACCCUAUGCAAUGCUCUGCAUUACGUAAAAAUGGUCACGUUAUGAUCAAGGGUCAUGCCGUUAAAAUCGUGGACAUGUCUACUUCAAAAACUGGAAAGCACGGCCACGCAAAGGUCCAUAUGGUUGGGAUUGAUAUUUUUGACAGCAAAAAGUACGAGGACAUCAGUCCUUCUACUCAUAAUAUGCAGGUUCCAAAUAUAAAAAGAACUGAAGUCCAGGUUGUCGACGUGGACGUUGCUGAUCAGCAGGUUACUAUUAUGGAGGAAGAUGGCGACACAAGGGAGCUGAAGGUUGAAGAAAAACCUAUGCUGGACAGCAUUCAUAAGAUCAUAGAGUCUGGGUCAGAUUGUUAUAUAACAAUUUUGGCAGCGUUGGGACGUGAAAAGGUGAUUACAGCAAAGGAAAAGAAUGAUGAUUAAACAACCAACCAACACUACUGUUCUCAAUUGGGCAUUUUCAAAUUAUUACCCAAAACCUGGACUUCCUAGAAAAGUUCGAAUGUAAAAAUCUGCAAAAGAAUUAAAUAAUUUUCAAAUGUACAUACCAACUUACCACAAUGGUCCUCAGUUCUUUUUUUAAUCUCUCACAAAAGCCUCGUUUUCGCUCUGUUGUAGCCGCAUGUAAAACGGUUUAACCCCGAGGUCCCCGAAUGUAAAUGAUAGGACUCGUAUGUUAAUGUGACCCCUUGUCCCCUGGUCAGUGCCAACUGAAAAUUUUAUUGAUACAAAAGUUCAGUUACUUGUCAGCGGAUACCAAUUAAUUUAAUUCCCUUGGGGUGCUUUUAACCCGGCCCUAUUGCUUAUUUGUGGACACCUAGAAGACUUUAAUUUCACUUGAAACAGUUUUAUUUGUGUACGUGCAUGUACAAUAUUGGUUUUGGCGUAAGAAAAUUUGCCGGUGUUAGCAAUCGUGUGAAGUGUAAUGCAACAGAAUGUUAGUUAA